UUGUGGGAAGUACCGGUGUCCGGGCGGAAAACGUGUUCUGUCAGAGAGUCGAAGUUUGUUGUUUUAACUUUCGCUUCUUGGCGUCUCAAAAUGGAAAAUAAGACAGCGACGUACAAACGUUAUAUCUGUUCGUUUCCUGACUGCCCGGCUGCUUACAACAAACAAUGGAAAUUGGACGCUCAUCUCUGUAAACACACAGGAAUAAAACCAUACUCAUGUGAGCACGAUGGCUGCGGUAAGUCCUUCUGUAGCCCGUAUCACUUGGCAAGACAUGACCUCAGCCACAGCGGAGUGAAACAUUUUCGGUGUACCGUUGAUGGCUGCACGGAGGCCUUCACCACUAAUUCAAACCGGACCAGACACGUCAGCCGCGUGCACACCCAAGAGCAGAAGAAAUACGUCUGCAAAAUUGAAGGCUGUGGCCUGGAGUUCAAGAAAAACAAGCAGCUGAAAUCCCACAUGUGCGAACAGCACACAAUGCUGCCUCCUUAUCAAUGCGCUUAUGAGGGAUGCCAGAUGCGAUUCACCAUCCCCAGUAAACUGAAGCGGCAUGAGAAGGUGCACAAAGGAUACACCUGCAAGGAGGAAGACUGCACCUUCACAGGCAAGACCUGGACAGAGUUACUGAAGCACAGGAAAGAGCAGCACAGGACUGUUUUUAGGUGUGAGCACUGCAACAAGGUGUUCCGGGACUCCUGGUUCCUGCAGCAGCAUCAGCACGUCCACUCUGAAACGAGAACCGUUUUCAAAUGUCCCAGAGAUGGCUGUGGCAGGUCGUACACCACAAUGUUUAACCUGCAGAGCCACAUCAGCUCCUUCCAUGAGGAUCUGCGUCCUUUUGCCUGCACCCACGCUGGAUGUGGGAAGACCUUUGCCAUGACACAGAGCCUCCAGCGUCACAAAGUUAUCCAUGAUCCACAGAGGAAGAAACUUAAGAUGCCUAGACCUAAAAGGUCACUUGCCUCCAGGUUAAGUGGCUAUGAUGAAACCAAGAGCUUGAUGUCCAGGAAACGCCAACUGCCUAAAGCACAUAUAGGAUCCACACAACAGAACACAGACCAACCUGGUCCUGUUGAGUUGGUGUCACUCCUGCAGGAUACGUCCCUGCUUUGCUGCCCAGUUGUAGAAAAGCAUGGACUCACUAAUGCACUGACUACACCUUUAACAGUGUAGUCCAAUGAAAAGAUUAAUGCCAGUAUUGUGAGCACAGGAGGCACUUUUCACGAAUAUUUAUGUUAUCGUUUCUAAUAUACUUGUGUGAAGUCUGUUUUGUAGGUUGUCUUGUAUAAAGGUAAUAUCUUUGGACCCAUUUGGCUGAGUUAUUUUGUACUCUUUGUGGAAAAUGACUAUAAUUAAGAGUUGCUUUUUUGAUUAAUGUACAAAAAAUAAAUUUAUAUAGCUGGGGCCAUUAAGUUCAUUGUGAACCCUAUCCCAGCUGCCACUGAGUGAGAAGUAAAGCAUGUAUUUUAAUGUGACAUUUGUAUUUAAAAGGAAAAAAAAAAAUAUUUUGUCCUUAUGCAUCUUGAUUAAAAAUGUUUGC
This is a messenger RNA of Melanotaenia boesemani (Boeseman's rainbowfish), 1540 nucleotides long. Its product is annotated as transcription factor IIIA-like. Lineage: Eukaryota; Metazoa; Chordata; Actinopteri; Atheriniformes; Melanotaeniidae. The record is from RefSeq and is a predicted model, not a curated record. The coding region runs from base 91 to 1173 and encodes 360 amino acids. The transcript has a single exon. Gene Ontology annotation, cellular component: nucleus.